UGAUAUUUGUCCUCACAGAGGUAGAACUUGCUAAGUGGAAUCUUCUUCUUCUUCUUCUUCUUCUUCUUCUUUUUCUUCUUCUGCACGGGUUUCUGCUCCUCUCUUGCUGAUUCCUGGAGCGUGCGGUUUGACUAAAUCUGGCAGCGUCACUCAAACUUAAAAAAUAAAAAAGUGAACAGGGAGAAAGAGAGAACUCUCACCUCGCGGAGAUCCUCUUCUCGCCGAGCGGAGACAAGCUUGCGAGAUCUCCGGAAUGAUCUCCAGCAGCGUGGUGGGUCCAUCUGGACCCGAUGAAGCCUUUCUCCGCAUGGCACCAUGCCAUCUCAGCUGAAGGGAUCCAGGCGGAGCGACGAAGACGGCGGCGGCGGAGGAGAAGAAGAAGAAGACGGCGGCUGCUGCGGCGACAUGGAGCGAUCGCCAGCCUCCACUCCUCCGGACUCUCACUGGGACUCGCAGGUACUCGGAGGGGAAGACCAGAGGGAUCUGGGUUUCUUUGGAAGCUUAAAUCUCAACGAUGACGUGCCGGUGAAGGAGAUCAGCAUCACGCAUCACGUGAAAGAGGGUUCGGAGAAGGCCGACCCCCAGCAGUUCGAGCUGCGCAAGGUCCUGGGUCAGGGCUCCUUCGGGAAGGUGUUUCUGGUGAAGAAGAUCACGGGGCCGGACGCAGGACAGCUCUAUGCCAUGAAGGUCCUGAAAAAAGCCACGCUGAAAGUACGUGAUCGAGUCAGGACUAAGAUGGAGCGAGACAUCCUGGUGGAGGUGAAUCACCCGUUCAUCGUCAAGCUGCACUACGCGUUCCAGACUGAGGGGAAGCUUUAUCUGAUACUCGACUUCCUGAGAGGAGGAGAUCUGUUCACUCGCCUGUCCAAAGAGGUGAUGUUCACAGAGGAGGAUGUGAAGUUCUACCUGGCUGAGCUGGCCCUGGCGCUGGACCACCUGCACGGCCUGGGCAUCAUCUACCGUGACCUCAAACCUGAGAACAUCCUGCUGGACGAGGAGGGCCACAUUAAGCUGACCGACUUCGGCCUCAGUAAGGAGUCGAUCGAUCACGAGAACAAGGCGUACUCGUUUUGUGGCACAGUGGAGUACAUGGCUCCUGAGGUGGUGAACCGGCGAGGCCACACCCACAGCGCCGACUGGUGGUCGUACGGCGUGCUCAUGUUCGAGAUGUUAACCGGGACGCUUCCCUUCCAAGGCAAGGACCGCAAAGAGACCAUGACCAUGAUCCUGAAAGCGAAGCUGGGCAUGCCUCAGUUCCUCAGCUUGGAGGCUCAGAGUCUCCUCAGAAACUUGUUCAAACGAAACCCUUCCAACCGGCUGGGUGCAGGUCCAGACGGGGUUGAAGAAAUAAAGAGACACCAAUUUUACGCUUCUAUUGACUGGAACAAAUUAUUUCGGCGAGAGAUUCAGCCUCCCUUCAAGCCGGCUUCCGGGAGACCCGACGACACGUUCUACUUCGACCCAGAAUUCACAGCUAAAACUCCCAAAGACUCACCAGGUGUGCCCCCUAGUGCUAACGCUCAUCAGCUCUUCAGAGGUUUCAGCUUCGUGGCCAUCAGCACGGAGGAGGAAACACAACCACUGCAGAGCAACAUGAGCUCUAUAGUGCAGCUUCACAGGAACACGGCUCAGUUCGGAGACUCGUACGAGGUCAGGGAGGACAUCGGCGUGGGAUCGUACUCCGUCUGCAAGCGCUGCAUUCACAAAAGCUCGGGCAUGGAGUACGCCGUCAAGAUCAUCAACAAAGCCAAAAGGGAUCCGACAGACGAGGUGGAAAUCCUCUUACGCUACGGCCAGCAUCCCAACAUCAUCACUCUGAAGGACGUGUAUGACGACGGCCGCUCGGUUUUCCUGGUGACAGAACUGCUUAAAGGAGGGGAGCUGCUGGAUAAGAUCCUCAGACAGAAGUUCUUCUCCGAGAGGGAGGCCAGCGCCGUGCUCUACACCAUCACCAAGACCGUGGAGUACCUCCAUGUGCAAGGGGUCGUCCACAGAGACCUUAAGCCAAGUAACAUUCUCUACGUGGACGAAUCCGGAAACCCAGAGUCCAUCCGGAUCUGUGACUUCGGCUUUGCCAAGCAGCUGAGAGCAGAGAACGGCCUUCUGAUGACGCCGUGCUACACCGCUAACUUUGUAGCACCAGAGGUGUUGAAGAAGCAGGGCUACGAUGCUGCGUGUGAUGUCUGGAGUCUCGGAGUCCUUCUCUACACAAUGCUCACUGGCUUCACUCCAUUCGCUAACGGACCCGAGGACACGCCGGAGGAGAUCCUGGCUCGGAUUGGCAGCGGGAAGUUCUCACUCACCGGAGGAUACUGGAACUCCGUCUCGGCCGAGGCCAAGGAUCUGGUAUCUAAAAUGCUCCAUGUAGACCCUCAUCAGAGACUAACGGCAGCACAAGUACUGAGGCAUCCGUGGAUCGUCCACAAAGACCAGCUCCCUAAAUACCAGCUGAACAGACAGGACGCUCCUCAUCUGGUCAAGGGCGCCAUGGCUGCGACGUACUCCGCCCUGAACAGGAACGUUCCCCCCAUUCUAGAACCCGUGGGCUGCUCCAUUCUCGCUCAGCGCCGAGGAGUGAAGAAAGUGACCUCUACCGCUCUCUGAAGCUCCACCCACCACACCAAGCAACCAACCACAGACCUCAUGGCGUGGUGCUAGCACACGGCCCCGCCCCAUGCCCGCCUGACGCCCAGCCUGACGCCCAGCCUGAUGCCCGCCUGCCCCUCAACCUGAGGACAAGCCUGGACUCUGAGGCCCCCUGGUGGACCGUCCAAAUCUUUCUUGUCUGCCACCGAAGCGGAUUGAUAAAAUCUUCGGCUUUUACUCCAAGUAAAGCAUCCGGAACAUUCUCUAGACUUUUUUUUUUUUUUGGGAAACAAGAGACUCACUCAUGCAUAUGAACGAACUUGUAAUAUACUGUAAUAUUCUUUUUAUAAAGCUGGUAGAGAACAAUAUUAUUGUAUUAAAGAGACUGUGCGCUGUUGUGUAAUGAAAUGAAAUUACAUCAGAUAUCAAAUUUACUCAGCAAAAAAAACACUCCAGAUUUUUAUUUUAUUUAUUUUUUUUCUGAUAACAAAUAUCAAGCAGAAUGUUAAAUUCCUUACUUUUCGCUCCAUAGAUAUAAUCGUGUUCGAAAAAUAAAAUCAUCAAAUUUUUUUA
Hemibagrus wyckioides is the source of this 3159-nucleotide messenger RNA. It is a transcript of the gene rps6ka3b, whose product is annotated as ribosomal protein S6 kinase, polypeptide 3b. The coding region runs from base 316 to 2604 and encodes 762 amino acids. Gene Ontology annotation, molecular function: ribosomal protein S6 kinase activity; ATP binding; magnesium ion binding. Gene Ontology annotation, biological process: protein phosphorylation; intracellular signal transduction. The record is from RefSeq and is a predicted model, not a curated record. The transcript has 21 exons. NCBI's taxonomy places the organism in Eukaryota, Metazoa, Chordata, Actinopteri, Siluriformes, Bagridae.